Podarcis muralis (Common wall lizard) is the source of this 1252-nucleotide messenger RNA. The record is from RefSeq and is a predicted model, not a curated record. NCBI's taxonomy places the organism in Eukaryota, Metazoa, Chordata, Lepidosauria, Squamata, Lacertidae.
GGUUCAAAAGGUGAACGGGACCACUGGCGAAGUGGGAGGACAAUCUGCAUCAAAACUCACGAGAGGCGGGCAGAAGGAAAUCGAGGCGUUUGAUGCGUGCCAUUUGCUGAUCCGCAACCCCUACAAAGCGCUAUGGCUGAAUUCAACCGGAAAUAUGGAGGCCAACACUUGGGUUUGGCUGCUCACGGCCCACUGGAAAGGGAAAGAAUGGCCAGAAUUUGUCAAGAACUAUGCCCCUUGGUGGGCGACGCACACCCUUGACUGGCUCAAAUACGGCAAAAGCGUCCUGGUGGUACACUUUGAGGACCUGAAACAAGACCUCUUCAUUCAGCUCAAGAGGAUGGUUAGCCUCUUGGGCAUCGCAGUCCUUGAGGACCGUCUUCUGUGUGUGGAAGGCCAGAAGGAUGGGAACUUCAAGCGAUCCGGGCUCAGGAAGUUGGAAUAUGACCCCUAUACCCUUGAGAUGAGGAAACUGAUCAACGGCUACAUCAAAACAGUGGACACGGCCCUGAAACUCAGAAACCUCACGGGGGUCCCAGAGGACUAUUACCCAAGAUGAUGGUCGUGUAGGGACCUCUUUCGGCUGGGAGGAACGGGAUCUGCCCAGGCAGGUGUGGCUUGGUUUCACCUGGCGAGUCACUAUUUCCACCCAGUGGGUGGCCCUUUUUCGGACCUCUGCUGCUCGCUGUUAACGAAUCCCCUUGCAUGAGCAAAAAGCAGUCAACAUCCACCAUUGCCAGCAGAAGAUGCCUUGGCAAGCCCACCCACACAGUUCUACGUUCACUAGGGACCAACAUUAACAUACGGAUGGGGGAGGUUUGCAAAAUGAAGCUAGAUCUUUGCUGCUGCUGUUUGGAAGAGUGUUGUCUCCCCUGCCCCACUUCGUAAUACGGAUCACCUCAGCUCUGUUCCAGGUGGUUGCAGUACCCAGAUCUUUUGGGCCGCCGCAGAGGCAUUGCUGGGGCCUUAUCUGAGCCAGGCAGUUUUCUAUUCCUGGUCAAAAACCCGUGGUCUGUUUGGCUGCCCUGAAACUCCUCAAGAUUCAGGUCUUUCAUUCAGACCUGGCUGGCGCUUGUACACACAUCCUGGGUUCCUCUACUCUGUACACUGGUUCACAUAUCUGCACACAAACACCUGGUGACUAUAGGCUGGUCUACUCAUACAGUAUACAGUGGUGCCUCGCAAGACGAAAUUAAUCCGUUCCGCGAGUCUCUUCGUCUUGCGGUUUUUUCGUCUUGCGAAGCACGGCUAU